Molecule: messenger RNA, 2394 nt
Organism: Microstroma glucosiphilum
Lineage: Eukaryota; Fungi; Basidiomycota; Exobasidiomycetes; Microstromatales; Microstromataceae
Exons: 3
Coding region: 94-2274 (726 amino acids)
Source: RefSeq, a predicted model, not a curated record
CUCUUUCCGCCCCGCCCUCUUCCUUUCCGCACGGGCGAUUCUUACGUAGCCUGCCUGCCCACCUACCCAGCCUACCACGGCCUACCAAUAGCCAUGAGUACCACUGCGGGCGUCUGGGCAGCCUCUGCCCCGCCCUCGUACCAUGCUACACAGUCGGCCACACUCGCAGUCGGCAGUCCGCCAGCCUCAUCCUCGUUUCCCUCUUCGAGCAUCUCGCCCGGGUCAGCAGCAUCCCAUGCUGCCCUGGCUCAACUCCGUGAUCGCGUCCUGCCCAUCUAUGCCGAGCACACUUCACUACACGACAGCAUCACUCCUCUACUCGCCCUCCCUUCUCUCCUCACCAAGACAGAAGAGGAGCUAUACGUCUCCAAGGGCUUACUCACAAGCAAGCGCACAGCCUGGAAACGUCUCGAUGGGCGCGUCCAUGCGGCGCACCAAGAGUAUCGCUCCCGCAAACCUGCCUUGGGUCGCUCGUUGAUGCUUCCCGGACGUAAGCUAAAGUGGGAAAAGGAGCACAUUCGCAAUGAGGAAGACUCCAUUGCUAGUAUCAAGGUAGGGCUGGAGCGACUCGCCCUCCUCGAUACCGACCUGGACGCACUCGAUGCGAGCCUCUUUGCCGGACCUACACCCACGCACCCCUCGGACGAUCUCCUCGAGUCCGUCGUGCUGAUCCUCACCUCCACGCAGCGUAUCCUCAAGGCCGAGGCGGACCGUGAGUCUCGUGCCCGUGGUCAGCUGGGCAAGUCGCGCCCCUGCAUAGAGAAGGUGCUUGGAGCUCUCAAGGAGUGUCUGACCAUCAGCAACGAAGUGGGAGUGACCAAGGACCAAAAGUAUACUCGACAGAUCUUCUCCAAUGGUGGUGGACAGGUGCUGGCACGACGAAUCACCCCGAUCCUCCAAGGGGCAAAGACGGCCAGUGGGAAAGGCCACACCUUUUUCGCAGAGGCACGCGGUACGCAACUAUUGAUCCGACCUAUGCCCACGCUGAAGCUCGUGGAUCUGAACCUCCUCUCAGGCCGCGUGUCGGGAGCUUAUGGGAAACAGCAGCUGAGCGAACGCGCCAUUCACGCCUCCAUCGAGACGUCCUAUGCUCAGAGUCUCGCCUUGCUCAGCCAUCUAAAGCGCGAGUUGGAUCGAUCUCGCAGGAGGUCCAAGUUCUUCAAGGGACGACUGGGCGAGUUGGCAGAGGAGGAAAAGAGGGUCAAGGAUUUGCUCAGACGCAGGAGGAGAGAUAUCAUCUGUGUCCUGUCCCAAAGCGGAGUCGAGGCGGCUGUAUUGGACGAGGAGAGGGCACAAGCGCAGACGAGCGUGUAUCGUGCCUUUGGAGAGAUCGAAGGGCAGGACACAGGAGCUGCCAACGACCACGACAAUGGCAGUCCCACCAGCAAUGCUGGUGCUAGAGGAGGUGCAAAUGGGGAGGAAGAGGACCGUGACGACUACUUUGACGACGACGAAGGCACUCUAGCCGGCGAUCUGGAAGACGAUCAUGCCGGUGCCGGCACAGGACAAGUAGAAGAGGAGGUAGAAGAUGAGCUACAGGGCGUUGAAGCCGAAGUGGUCACCUACCUCUCCUCUUCCCUCGGAACUGCCUUUUCCCAUCGCGACCGCGAGCGCGACCGCAACGGCAACGCAGCCCUUGGAGCUACUGUCAGUCGUGGUCAGGCUCCUGCUGCCGCUGCGCCUACCUCCACCCCAGCUGCCGCAAUAGCCGCAACGGCCUUUGCAGUCGAGGAUGAAUUGACCAUUCUCCCAAAUUCUCAACUGACGGCAGUGGGUCUUGGUCAGGCAGGUGGAAGUGGGAGUGGGAGUGGAGGUGGGAGUAGCGCACCUCCUCCUCCUCCUCUUUCUCCUCAUCUAGGCUCCUCUCCCACCUCUCCAAAAUCAAACCCAAGCACCUCUUGCCCAACCACUGGCAAUUCCACCCACCCGCUACAACUCCCCGCCACACACCCGCUCAGUCCCCACCUAAUCACCCUCAAGAGCACUCGAGCCCUACGUCGUAUCCUUAGGGAGUGCGUGAGGGAGUGUAAUGCAAAUGAUCCCCAUACUGCCGCUUCUGGAGAAGGACGAGGAGUGGAAGUGCGAGGAGGAGGAGGCGUCUUCUGUAUCAUAAUCAUCUUUUCUCUUUUCUCUCUUUUGUUCUUUCCUCCCUCUCUCUAUCUCGCUCGUACUGCACUGCACUGCAUUGGAUCGCAUUGGAUCGCAUUGGAUCAUUUCGGAUCGGAUCACUUUGGAAAAUGCAGCUGUCACUCCCUUGUUCCUUGGUCAAAGUAAAUCCCUCUUGAUAUUAUAUUGGACAUGGGCAUGGACAUCGAUCGGACCACCAAGUCUGAUCUGGACUGAUCUGAUCUGAUCGAUGAAGAAUGAGGUGGCUAGGAAGAGAAAAAAAAGUUU